UUAAUAAGUAUUAUUAAACUUUGUUUAUAAACAAUUGUGUCUUCAUACUUCAGUUCAGUCAUUCAUUCUACUUAGUUGCUUACAUAUGGGCAUGUAUCCAUUGCCCAGUACACUUAGUCAACUACAUGAACUAUGACCUCUGUCUGGGUCUGUCAUUAUGCAUACUAAUUAGUGCGUGCUAUAUUUAGCUUCACUUGGAGAUGCUGAGCUGACCUGUCCACAUCUCCCUGUGUUUUUCAUUGUUCGAAUUGGAUUUUUCCGCCAAUCACCAUCACUUUUCUACACUUUACUAUGGAGCAUUACUCAUUCAUAUCUUAUUUCGUUGUGUGAUACGUUUCCCACUUGGAUGUACUUACAUUUUGCGUGUUUUUUAUCGACUUUUCCCAGAGGAGGGGAACCCAUUCUGGACGUGUUUUAUUACGGCGCAUAAAUGAAGACCGUCUCAUAUCCAUCCGUACGAUAGACACCCUUUACCCUAUUAACAAUUUAUUACGGAACAUUGUUGUUUGAUUUCUUUAACCGUUGUGUAAUACGUUUCUACCGGGAGGUACCUUCAUUUGUGUGUUUUUAUUGACUUAUCCCCGGCGGGAGAACUUUUAUUGGGCGACUUCACUAUGGCGCCUAAACGGAGUACGUCUCGAAUUCAUCCGUACGAUUCCACAAAUCCCGCUAACUGGACAGCGAAACAAUUAAAAGAGGAACUUUCUAAAAAAGGAAUCACCGUUUCCCAUUCGAGCAUUACACGAGCGGCACUGAUUCAAAUGUAUAAGGACAAUUGUUUACUUUCUGUGUCAAGGCCGUCGUCGCUUCAGACGAAUGUAAACAAUGGACUCGGAGAUAGACUGUCUCGUCAAACUGGACAAACCCUUUCCUCUUUUGAUUCGGACGUUACAAAUACGCAUUCUGCUACCGUAACAGACGCUGUGGUCACGAGGAACCAACGUAGACCAUUGGUUUCAUUACCACAGGAGAGCGAACUCUGUCUUGAUGCGGACGCGGAGCCCUCUUUUUCUUUGGGUGACGCGAGGAGUGAUUUGGCCCGCACUUCUCCCCCAAGUGACCGCGCCACCGCUACAUGUGCUGCAGCGCGUAGGGAUUCUACAUCACCACCAACAAACAUGGCUGCGCCCAUACAUGUUGUUCCAGACCAGGACACUGCGUCGAUCUUGACUCGGACUCUCUCUCUGAUGGAGAUGACAUUUAAAGCUUUUCAGUCCACUCAACUUGCCACGUCUGCCGAACCCGCCUUCGACAUGAUGACGGCGUAUACCAAUCUCAGAAAUAUCAGGAGCGGCGUAGGCGACAACAGGACGUCAGGGGCUACGCUGGAUACUUUAAGACAACAUGCCGAUUCUGACGGUAUUCCCGCUGACCUCCUCCCUCAGAUCGACAUUGUGUCACCAGCCUUGAGGAAAAAAAUUAUCCAAGGAGUUCCGGAGAGCAGCACCUCAUGCCAACAGUCGCCCAUGUCCCUGCCCAGAGUUCUGUCAAGUAAUGUGGAAUUAAACCAAACAGUAAACGACCUUUGGGAUUCAGCUCUUACUUCAAGUACGCGAGGGGUUUACCAUACAGGCUUCACCGCUUACAAAACUUUUUUACUUCUUAGCGGUGUCAAUUGGUUGUGUACUAUGCCACCAGUGUCUGAAGAUCUAUUGAUGUUCUUUGUCGCACACUGCUUCAAAACCCUCAAUAUUAAAGCAUCUACUAUCAAACUGUAUUUGUGCGGUAUUCGUUACUCAUAUAUGCGGGCAGGUCAUGCUAACCCUCUGGUUGCACGAGACGGUCAAGCCUUCAUCAGACUCAACACUAUCCUCAAUGGAGUGAAGAAACAGCAAGGUGUUACGCGUAAACCACGCUUACCUAUUACUUUCAACAUUUUGGAGAAAAUUUGUCUGCUACUACGAUCUGGGGUGUUUUCCCCUUUCCUCGACGUGAUGAUGGAAACAGCUUGUACUGUCGCCUUUUUCGGUUUCCUUCGCUGUGGAGAAUUCUGUGUGACUGGGGCUUUUGACCCUACUCGUCAUCUAUGUAUGGAGGACGUGAACAUCGACCUUGUACAACAAUGUGUCCAUAUAACCCUCAAGGUUUCUAAAUGUGACCCUUUUAGGAAGGGUAUAUCUAUAGUGCUCUAUAGUACCUGUAAAUCUGUAUGCCCUUAUACAACCUUGAAGCGCUAUUUGUCCCUCAGGACCACGACAGCUGGUAGGAGGUGCACAAUACAUGAUCUAGAUCCAUUUUUUGUGACAGACUCUGGAUCGCCUUUAUCGCGCACCACGUUUAUUUCCUAUUUGCGAACAGUUAUUUCCAGACUUGGUUUAGAUGAUCGAGUAUACAGUGGCCAUUCGUUCCGCAUUGGCGCUGCUACUUCUGCUGCAAAUUCGCAAAUAGAGGAUCAUCUUAUUAAGACAUUAGGACGAUGGUCAUCUGACUGCUAUCAAAGAUAUAUCCAUACGUCAAGAAGUACCAUCAAAUCUGCUCAGAGGUCUCUAACUGUUGACUCAAGGGACCAUGUUUGAACCCCUCAUCUCUUAGUCUGUGACUCUCUGUACAUUCAUUUUCCAGACUCAUGUUAUUUUUUUUUGUUUCUUUUUAAACAUCAACAGGUUUGUUAGGCCUUAACAUGCUUUUAUCAUGUGUCAUAGUGAAUUUCUACUAGUAUAUGCAGCUUUCAUACAUAUGUA
Molecule: messenger RNA, 2681 nt
Organism: Mizuhopecten yessoensis (Yesso scallop)
Lineage: Eukaryota; Metazoa; Mollusca; Bivalvia; Pectinida; Pectinidae
Exons: 2
Coding region: 615-2516 (633 amino acids)
Biological process (GO): DNA integration; DNA recombination
Molecular function (GO): DNA binding
Source: RefSeq, a predicted model, not a curated record